Messenger RNA from Hypomesus transpacificus, 3314 nucleotides. RefSeq names its product serine protease 33. Gene Ontology annotation, biological process: proteolysis. The record is from RefSeq and is a predicted model, not a curated record. Gene Ontology annotation, molecular function: serine-type endopeptidase activity. NCBI's taxonomy places the organism in Eukaryota, Metazoa, Chordata, Actinopteri, Osmeriformes, Osmeridae. Bases 234 to 1154 code for a protein of 306 amino acids. The transcript is spliced from 7 exons.
UAGCCUACUCUGUUCAGGUGUAAAUGCAGGUGAUUUUUCUCUACAGGUUGGACUACAUUCUUCUACCGAAACUCUGUCUGACAGUAUAGUGGCUACAGACUGGUUUCUAUUUCACAUUUCAUUGAUGUGUUACAGUAAUGGAGGACAAAACUAUUUUUUAUUAGUUUGCUUGAGACGUUGUUACUUCCAUUUAUGAGUUGGCUACCUACUCAGCAUCCCAGAGCACUACCACAAUGAAUCCAGGUAUCCAGGUACUGAUUGUUUUGGCAGCAACAAGUUUGGGAGGAUGUAGAGCACAAGAGUGUGGUAAAGCUCCUCUGGGAAAUCGUAUUGUGGGAGGAAUUGAUGCACCAGAUGGGGCAUGGCCGUGGCAGGUCGACAUCCACUUAGGCAGUAGUGGUCACGUGUGUGGUGGCACACUCAUUGCAAGCAACUGGGUGCUCUCUGCCGCCCACUGUUUUCCCAAAAUAUCGGAAAUUUACUCUUACAGCUUCUAUGUGGGCCGCCACAAACUCAAUAGCUACAACCAGUACGAGAGCCACCACAGUGCCAUCCGAGUAGUUGUGCCCCCUGACUACAUGGACCCCCAGACUGGCAGGGACCUGGCACUGGUGCAGCUAGCUGAACCUGUAACCUGGAGUGUGCGUGUGCAGCCCAUCUGCCUGCCUGUCAGUGGAAUGGCCUUCACUGAGGGUACACUGUGCCAUGUCACAGGCUGGGGUGACACUCAGGAAGGAGUAUCCUUGUCAGGGGUAGGAACUCUCCAGCAAGUCAAGAUACCUAUCAUUGAACAGAAUUCCUGUAACAGUAUGUAUAAGGUCCAAUCAUACUACUCAGAGACAGUGGACAUCCUGCCAGAUAUGAUCUGCGCUGGAUUCAAGGAUGGUGGUAAAGACUCGUGUCAGGGAGAUUCUGGUGGGCCACUCGUCUGCCCCGCAGGGAACCGAACAUGGGUCCAGGCUGGGGUGGUAAGUUUUGGACUGGGGUGUGCCCAGCCUAAUCGGCCUGGGGUCUAUACCAAGGUAUCUGCUUUCACUGACUUAAUUAAAUCAACAGUCUCUAAUGCCCAGCUUAUAGGUGGGGGAUUCCAGAGAGAGGCCAAUGAGGCUUUGGUGCUGGGAUAUUCCUUGGCUUUGGUGUUGCUGGGGAGAUAGACUGCAAAAUAUACACAUCAACUAAAUAUCUAAAACUGUAUUUCUCAAAAUGGUUUUCAGAUGAGAAAAAGGUUUUACCUGAUCUGCUCCAAUGUGUUCUGUAUUUGAACUACACAAACGUUGACCGUAUUUCUCCCAUUAAACGCUGCAGCGUUUAUUACACAAUGUUCAUUUAUGGUGCGGCAUUUAUUCAAGGGCAGUAACCACUUUAAUUAGUAAGAGAGAAUUAGUGAAUUGUAGCUGCAGUGCGGCCAUAGAAAAACAAAGAAUAGACAAGGUCAAACACAAAGCCUAGUGUAAAAGUAAAGGUUGUGGGGGAAGAAUUAUGUGAUUAUUGUCUACAAACCGAUUUAUAUUUCCAAUUUGCACAAAAAGACUAAAUGUAGCGAAGCAAAACUUUUUUUAUGACUGCAUACAGAACAGAAAAGCUCAAUGCAACAUCAAUCAGCUGCUAAUAAUGACCCUCUACUGGCCAAGUGCAAACCAGUUUCAAUUAAUUCACUCAAACCUCUUAAAAGAAAGGAAUCUGCUGAAGAUAAAUGAAAGCUGCAAAGUUUACCCUAAAUACUCAUUGCACAGAACAGGAUACAAAUGUUCUUGUUUUUCCUUAAAGAGUAACUACACACCAAACUUUGUUUUUGUUUGUUAAAGUUUUCCAUUGCUUUGGCAUAUUUUUACAGUUUCAACAUUAUCUAAACUGUAAGUGCGCAAUUGUUAAUACUGUUUUAUGGGACAUCACAACUCUAUUGCAUGUCUGCCAAAGGUAACUGACCCAAAACAUUUACUAUAAUUCAUGCUUCAAAACCAAGUUAUUGUGUCAGUAAAUUGGCCAAUGCCAUCAAAAUUAAGUGUUUUGUCAUUGUGUGAACCGUACUUUUCAAAAUGUGUUUCCACCAUAGCAGUCAACCCUGGAAAUGUUUGUGAUAUACAUUACAUUUACAUUUAGUCAUUUAGCAGACGCUCUUAUCCAGAGCGACUUAGAGUAAGUACAGGGAUAUUCCCCCCCAAGGCAAGUAUGGUGAAGCGCCUUGCCCAAGGACACAACGUCAUUUUGCACGGCGGGGAAUCGAUCCGGCAACCUUCUGAUUACUAGCCCGACUCCCUCACCGCUCAGCCAUCUGACUCCCAUGAUAUACAAAUUAUGAAAUUUUUUCUCUCAUCUUUUUUGUUUCACACUGACUACUUAUUGUACUACACAAUAAUGUCAGUUUUGUCUUUCUGAAUGCUAUUGUAUAUCACACUGAGCUUAGAUACUUAUUGCAACAGGAGGUACAAGUUUACUGGGGAAAAUCAAUACUGUACUACACAGAAAUAUUUAUGUAUUUUGUAUAUAUACAGUUAAUUUGUUUUUAUAGCAAUGUGUUACUUGUGAACAUAAAAUGUACAUUUGCAUGCCCAUGUUUACAUAUGCCUUACAUGUUAAGUCAUAUAUAGUGAAAAGAAAAUUGACACACAAUGACAUCCAUACAACAACAAAAAAAGAUUGUGAUUUCUAUUUGGUUACUGUUAGCUGGUAGGUAAUAUGUCAAUUUAACAGACAUCAAAAACAUUCCCACGUCAUAGAUUUUUAUGGAACAUGUAGGUCUGACAGAUUUUGAUAAUUGAAUGGAUCUUUUUGUAAUCAUAUGAUGAAAGAAUGUUUAGAAGCUGAGAAAAGUAUGACAGUUUCAAUGAGAAUCAACUCCUCGGUUUUGAUCGGCAGGCCAUGUGCAUGCAGUUAUUGUGCACAAUUGUAGACAGUUAAAAGAGUACUUACUCUUUUGCACAUGUGCCAAAAUACGGGCAAUUUGCUUAAAUGAAUAAGAAAUUCAAAUCUGUUGUGGCCAUUUAUUGUUCAGAGAUUUGAAAUUGCUGUUUUGAAAAUAAAUAUUCUCAUUCGAGAAUAGCCUAAGUGAUUGAGAAAAACUGUAAAACCUUAUGUUUAAUACUCAAGCUUUUGUUUUUUAAAUAUGGAGGAAAGUCCUAAGGCUGAAAUUUGGUUGUUUGGUUACUCUUACAGAACUGUUUCCAUGUUGUAGCCUACAUUUGAUGUCUCCUCACUUAAGUCACAAUUGGGGACUAAAGAUCAGAAAUAUUUUGUUUGAGAAAUCUAUGUGUGUAAAAUGUAUUUACAUUAAACAUUAAUUGUAUUUUUCCCCCAUGUGUCUGAUGGGCACUGCA